AUGCAGAGUUUGGGGGGUGCAUUGGCUCGGUUUGCACUUCGCCCUUCAAUGGCACAUCGAUCAUUAGUGCUCAACAAAAUGGUACAACCACAACGUUUCUGCUCAACAAACGUCAUCUUCAACGUCGAAACUGUCGAGGACUUCACUGAAAAGGUCGUCAAUUCACCGCAACCUGUCAUAGUUGAUUUUCACGCUGACUGGUGUGGCCCCUGCAGAACGCUUGGUCCUCGACUUGAGGAAAAGGUCGGUUUUUGUACUGUUUGGCGCUUGUUUUCUUUCACUCUUCAGCAGUUUCUAAUCAAUAUGGUCCUGUUGGAUACUUAUGCACGUAGUAUCUUAAAAAGCGAAAGGCUGACGGUUGAAAGUUGUAUCGAUUGGUGGUUCAGUUCGCUGACUGAACUUUUAUGCGAACAUUCUUCAUGUCCUUCUCUUGGAACCUUUCUUGAGACCUGGCAAUAA
Cooperia oncophora is the source of this 459-nucleotide messenger RNA. Lineage: Eukaryota; Metazoa; Nematoda; Chromadorea; Rhabditida; Trichostrongylidae. The record is from the annotation of a GenBank genome assembly.